UCGAGGAUAUCAAGGGCCUGAAACACCGACUCUCAAUCAUUGUAUUUCACUGCAUUGUUCUUAAACUUUCUAUAAACAGGAGCAAUGAUAUUCCGGACAGCAGUGGAGCAUGCUAAGAAGCACCCUGGGCUCAUCCCCCAGUUCUUCUUCAUCUGUUUGGGAAUGGGCGGGGCUUCUCUGUAUCUGCUCCGGCUGGCUAAAGGACCCCAUGUCACCUGGAACAAGACCAAUAACCCAGAGCCAUGGAAUAAACUUGAUCCCACAUACCAGUACAAGUUUGUGGCCAUCACCACCGAUUACAAAAACCUAAAGAAAGACGGACCAGAGUUCUGAAUCUCUCACUGGCCUGAAAAAGAGACCUGAAAAUCCUGAUCUCGGGUCAGAUCCAGCCCCCCUCCCCCCUCGAUGUCUUCAGUGUAUAGGUGGAAGGUGAAAUGGAUCCUAGAUCAGGAUCUGUAGACCCUUUAGUGUCUCUGUGCCUGUGAUCGGGUAAAUGUGACCAGCAUUGUCAGUGAAUGGAUCCCAAAAGAAUUUCAGUGGAUCAUUUUGAAUGUUUCAGGAAUCUAUUGGUUUCUAUUCACCUUUGCCACAUAUGAAAUUAAUUAUCAGACUCACAAAAGCUGCCAUGGAAUAUGCAAAUAAUAAUACAAAAUAGCCUGUCCUCCUUGGGGUCCUGUUUCCAUCACUGUCGAUUGAAGCUGGAGCCAAUAACCCUGGACUACUGCAGAGUCAUUGGUCUGGGGAAUGGUUGCCCAUUGAAACCUUUCCCAAUGCAGACAAAAGCAUAUUGUAAGUGUUGUUUUUUGUAUGAAAGAGGCUUCAGGAGUUUGCUAAUUGUUUGGAGACUUCCCUUAUUGGGCCGGAUUCUUUCAAUAAACAGUCUGUCUGUUUCAUGUUUGGAUGAGAGUGUUUGUUGCCAACCUGCACCGUGACUUUCAUCAACCAUCUGCAUGGAACUGAGUCAGAUACA
Messenger RNA from Anoplopoma fimbria (sablefish), 970 nucleotides. RefSeq names its product NDUFA4 mitochondrial complex associated like 2a (gene ndufa4l2a). The record is from RefSeq and is a predicted model, not a curated record. The transcript is spliced from 4 exons. Lineage: Eukaryota; Metazoa; Chordata; Actinopteri; Perciformes; Anoplopomatidae. Bases 85 to 333 code for a protein of 82 amino acids.